CAUGUGGAGAUGGAAAGACGGAAAAAGAAUAAAAGUUCUUUUUCCUACGAACGCUCUCAUUCGUCGUGCUGAAUUCGAGUAGCCUGCCAGUAAACCCGAGCAGAGAAAUUUUCCAAAGAAAAAGAUCAACGAGUACCGACAAUUGGAGAAUGAAGACUAGCCAAAUUGCAAGAUACGCUAUUCGUUUAAACUACGGACAGGUAAGGGUGAAUGAAUUAGCUAGCUCAAAGGCGAUCGAUCGCAAGACAGCCCGAUCGGCAGCGCUGCUUGCUGCACUCGGAAUUGGGCUCUCGUCUUUCAGCAUGAAGCAGAUGUUGGCACAGCAGCCUAAGAGAAAAUUUUAAAUAAGAAGUGAACGUCGCGAAGGUUGAUGAAUGAUGUUUGUGAGUUUUGAUUGUUUUCUACCUUGAUGGAUCGCAGUGCAGGACGGUCAUCAGCAUGAUCAUCAUCACUAGGUGGCAGCUUAUAAGCUAGUCAUCGCAGACACGUGUGCGACGAUACGCAUUAUAAAAAGCCAAUUACUGUAUUUGUUUUAGCGUUAGUAGUCUUUCAAUUCAUUUAGUUUUAGUUACGUAAACUUUUACUUGUUCACUGCACGUAUGUUUAUGCUUGCCAGAAGAAGUAAUUUAAUUGUAACAAAAUAUUUGUUCUUUGGCAAAACAGGUUCCAAAUUUUAGGUAAUUUUGCUCUCAGCGAGAAAACGUGAACCGUGCGAUCUCAUUCUACUAAUAAACUUUCAAAUUACUGGUCUGUACCUAAAUAUUUUGAUAUAGUUCUCGUGCAUCGCAGUGAUUUAGUUUAGUAGUAUUUAUUGAAUGCUUUGCAUAAAGAAUAUCGUAAAAGCAGACUAGUUGACGCGGUGAUAUUCGCUAAGUUCGUUAAUUGAGACGAUUCGUUGUUGAUUGAUGCCUCAUAUGAGUUGUAAUGCAGAGAGCAAAACCGUAAUACAUGCAAAAUUGACGAAAAUACGUUGUGUACCAUACGGAUAGACUUGACACAAGACAAUGCAAAAUAAUAGAUUUGAAUGACUGAUAAAAAUAAAUCAAAAGCUAGUAUAGAUGCUUGUUAUGUUGUGUUAUGCAACAUGUCCGAAUGAACAGAUAGAAGUUUGCCACAUUGCAUAUUCACAUUAGCAUUAGCUUCAGGAUUGGUCGGGUGCUUACGGGUAAAUUUUGAGUGAUAAAUGACGACU
Molecule: messenger RNA, 1192 nt
Organism: Sabethes cyaneus
Lineage: Eukaryota; Metazoa; Arthropoda; Insecta; Diptera; Culicidae
Exons: 3
Coding region: 150-344 (64 amino acids)
Source: RefSeq, a predicted model, not a curated record